UGGUGACGUACGGCGUGAGUUUCUUUCCCCGUCUGUGUUUAACACACACUCUCACACACACUCGACUGGACAUAAACAAGAGUGAAGGGCCUUUGUGUUACACUCAUCACUGUAUCCUCCAGCACAAGCUGACUUGAGUUGUAUUUAUUGUGUGUAUGGCAGCUGAAGCUGCGCGCCUCUGACGGGAUUUGGCUCGUGCGCGCGGAUUGUUGUUCUGAUGCCUGAUACACAUUGCCAUUAAGGACACAGAAUACUUUAUAAUGGACUGAUGAUCAUGUCCAUCACCAAGUUAUCAGUGGAUGUUCUAUAAGAGCGGAUAACCUUAAGUAAUCAGGAAUCUCACUGGAGACUUAAGUAGACAAAACCAUGGCUAGCAAGAGGAAGUCCACCGUUCCAUGCAUGAUUCCUAUAAAAACCAUGCAUCUGCAGGAUGACUUUCAACGGGACAGACUGUCCCCUCCAACCAAGGACAUUGGCUUUUCCUUCAGGGAGGAAACAAGUGCAAAAGGCAGUGAAAGUUUGGGUGAGUCCUCUGGGCAAGAAGCAGGGGAUAUCCAUAAAGAUGGCGGCAUUUACACUUGUAAGCCAUGUAACUUUGAGACACAGGACCUAAAUCUUUUCCUUGAUCAUGUCUACAGUGGGCACCCAGAUUUCCGCAUUGACCCCUGUUUUCUUUGUGUGGAUUGUGGGAUAAGUGCUGCAAAAUUUGAGGGCUUAGCUCUGCACAAUGCCCGUGUCCAUCCUAGUACAAUAACCACCACACUUCAGCUCAAAAAGAAGGACAACAGGAUCAUGGUAGAGCAGAGUCUUUGCAUGGAACCUUGUGAAAGCACUAGCUCUAAAGAAACAGAGAUAUCCAUAACCAAAACACCAAUCAUGAAAAUGCUGAAGGGUAAAUCAGAACCCAAAAGGAUUGUUGUUUCCCACCCUGCCACUGAUGACCCGCCACCCUCUAUUACUAAAGCGGUGGGGAAAAAUGACUCUCCUGCAGUUACAGUCACCCAUGUGCCCACUAUUGUUCACAGUGGAGCAGCCAGCAAAGUUGCUCUGCCAUCAGCCAUACAGAUUGUUAAUGGCUCUGGGGCUUUACCCAUGCUGAAGACGGCUGUUACACAAGUUGUGUCUGUUGUGCAGAACACAAGUCUCAAUCAGCACUCUGCUCCAGUCUCCUCAUCCCACUCCUCUUCAGCCUCUUCAUCAUCAAGUACUAAGAAUCUUCCAAAAGUGAUGAUCCCUCUCAGCAGCAUUCCUACCUAUAAUGCAUCCAUGGACAAUAGCAGUUUCUUAAAGACAUCCUUUAGCAAGUUCCCUUAUCCAACCAAGGCUGAGCUUUGCUACCUUACUGUUGUCACCAAGUAUCCUGAGGAGCAGAUCAAGAUCUGGUUCACAGCACAGAGGCUAAAACAAGGAAUCAGCUGGUCUCCUGAGGAAAUAGAAGAUGCCCGCAGAAAAAUGUUCAAUACAAUCAUACAGGCAGCACCUUCCAUUGGCCAGCAGCAACGUCAGACCCACCACACUGCUACUCAGCCAACUAUCACAGUUCUGGGUACAACUGCCAUCCCUCACAUCUUGCAAGGUAGCCUGGUUGGACAAGGAGGGGUGAUUGUCACCCAACCAAUGAUGGCUAAUGGAAUUCAGGUCAGCAGUGCCCCUGUUGCACUAGCGGUCACACCCAAACCUCAGGCUGCUGCAAAACCUAUGAUGCAGGCCAGACCCGCUGCAGCCCUGGUAGCUGAUAAAGGAAUCAGCAUGGUUUUAGGCACUGUUGGUAGCAGUAGUAGUGGAAAUUGCAGUAGUAGCAGCAGUGCUAGUGCUAGCAGCAGUUCAAGCAGUAUUAGUAGUACUAGCAGCUUAUGUAGCCAGGCUAGUGUAAUCAGUGUUGGUGGAAGUAGCACUGCAAAGUCAAAUAGCAACAGCAAUGUUAAGGUCAGUACAGCAGGCACUAAUGGCACUUGCAUUCAGAGCAACGGUAAUAUUGUGAAAAGUGAGGGUAAAGGCAAUUCUGAGGCUAAAAGCAACAAUAACGGCAAGAACAAUAUUCCAUCUGCCAGUACCACUCCAACCACUACCUUGGCAUCUACAACUACAACAGAUAGCACAAUACCAAGUAAAUCAGACUCCCCAUGUCCUGUCUCUAUGAACUCUCGUAUUUUCUCCUCCAAUAACUUCCUGGACCCCAGCUUUAACAAAACCAAAAAGUCCCAGGGACAGCUGGCAGCCCUAAAGGAGAGCUUCCUUGUUAACCAGUUUCCUAAUCAAGAGGAAGUAGACAGACUUAUAAGCCUAACUGGUUUGUCUGUACGUGAAGUACGAAAAUGGUUCAGUGACCGCCGCUAUCACUUCCGGAAUCUGAAGGGUUCAAGGUCAAGUGGCAGUGGUCAAACUGUUACAGCUGGUGGUAGCAUUUCCCAGCUUGAUACACUUGCUGCUGUAGACCUGUCAGAAAACAGUUCACCCCCGGAGAGGCCCAAAACUCCCCAGCAGUCACCUCUCAGCCCCUCACAAACAUCAUCACCACCAACUCCCACACGGCGUCCUCCACGACCCCCAUCGCCAGAUUUCACGGCUAUACGGUACAAGGAGCGAGAGCCUCAUCAGGUUCGUGCUUUGGAAGCCAGCUUUGCACAGGAACCAGAUCCAUCUAGUGAAGAAGUUGACCGGUUAAGAGCAGAAACCAAGAUGACUCGCCGCGAGAUCCAUGGUUGGUUUGCUGAGCGGCGAAGGAGGGUAGCAGCAGAGAAGAAGAAAGAGGAAGCUGAGAAGGCAGAAAGGGAAGAUGAUGAUACAGUGGGAGAGGAAGAGGGGGAUGGAAUAAAAAAGGAAAAAACAAGCAAUGAGGAGACACAUGAAGCUGAAGAUUCCUCCAUAGAAACACAAGUCAAAGAGGAGAAACUAAGGGAUGAGACCGGUACUGAGCCAAAAGUUAACCCUAUCAAGAUCAAUCUCAAAAUGCUGAAAGUUACUGAAUCUAAUGGAAAAGGUGAGCCUGAGGGAAGUCAACUGAUUGAAGCUACCAAGAUGCCACAAUCUAUCUCUCAGACUUCCCCAUACCGAGGUAAAAAAACACCCGAACAGCUCCACCUGCUGAAGCAAGUCUUUGCACGCACCCACUGGCCCAGUAGUCCCCAGUACAAUGAACUGAUAGCUAAAACGGGCCUACCACGACCAGAGGUGGUACGUUGGUUUGGAGAUUGCCGCUAUGUUCUGAAGAAUGGUCAGCUCAAGUGGCUUGAGAGUUACCAGACCAUGGUAGAUGAGGAAGACUUUCAGAAAGCCAGCAUUAGUGUUCUAAAGGAGCACCUAGACACACAUGGUAAACUAGAUGAGACUAAGUUGGAGGAGAUUGCCAAGUCAAGUGGGUUAGGUGAAGAGUCAAUCCGGCGGUGGUUUGCAAAUAAGACACCACUUUUAUUGGAGGAAAGGAACUCUGAGAACACAGGAAGUGUGAUGACUGGGUCAUCAUCUGCAACCCCAACUGAAGCUGCUCUAAUGUCACAGAAUCCAGACCAUGAAGAUGUAAAGGUGGGGCAGUCAGGAAGCAGCCUAAUCUCAAAGGAUCAAACCGUAGAGUCAACAAUUGAAAUAUCAACUAAUACUAAACAAGAGUCUGACUGAGGAGGAGAGUGGAUGCAUGAAUGGAUGUAAAGAGAUAUCACCCUACGGGAUUACAGCACAUGCGACCUUUAUUUGAAGGCUUUUUUUUUAAAUGUCAGAUGAAACUUUAACAGGAGCACUGGAGGAUACCUCUGCAAAAAAAAAAUCUCUCUUCUAUAAUGAACAUUUUCUUUUUCACCCAACAGUUACUAGCUGUCCCACUGUUCAAGACAUGGUGUGGAUUGUUGAAGGUCAGGAUACACCCCUUCACCAGCCAGCUGCUUUUUCUAUUUGGACAGAAUAGAGGGGAAAACAGACAUUGGCUUUGAGAAGCGAGACGCCCAAGUUGAAGUCCAGAGUUUUUCUUGAAUGUGUAUUUCUUUCGUUCUACUACUUCUGGAGAGGAAUUGCCAUUUUUAGGGAAAUGAUGGUGUACGAAGCGUAAACUGCACAGCUCUCAUUGAGCCCUUUUGUAAUUCUUAAAAUAUGACUUGACAUAAUUGCACCUCAGAGAGGUUAAGUUGUGUGCUGUAGGUGAGCAUCAAUACCACAGCACCUUUUUUUUUUUUUCCUGAAAUGUCAUUGAAAGUAAAAGAAAACUGUAAAAUCAUGAUAGAUUCACCAGUGUGAACGCUUAGGCUUGUAUGAUUUUUACAAAUAUUAUUUGCAGAAUAAAUUUAAUAAAAAAGGUCAUGGAUUUUCAGGCUUUGGAAAAAAAAAUAUAUCACUUUUUCAUUGUUGAAUAAGUACUUUAUUCUCAGGCUUGAUUAUGUUUCAUAUGAAAAGCAAAAUUAAAAUGUGUACUUCCUCCAAUAUAGCAUAGGCACAUUACAGAAAAGGCUUGGUUUGUAAAUAAGAACAUUGGUAACAAAACAUUGAUGCAAGAAAGCAUAGAAAAAGGCAUACAUGUCCAACAGGGGAUCUUUCGUUGAUGUAUAUAUGUAUACAUACACCAAGGCACAUGAAUGAUGCAAGGAAUUAGCAGACACUAAUUUACAGACUGGAGAAGGGCUACAGAAGUUCAGGGAAAGGAAUUUAACACUCAAAACUAAUUGAGGGAAUGUUGGCUAAUUAGGAAUAAAUGCAGGUGAAUUCCCUCUGAAGAGGUUUGGCCUUGUCUUUUCUUCAAAACUCCGUGAUUAUGGUCCCUGUGUCUUUCUGUAAUAUUUCUAGAUCGAAAAAUUGCCAUACACUAAACCACAGAGACUAACUAGGGGAAAAAAAAAAAAGAAAA
This is a messenger RNA of Ctenopharyngodon idella (grass carp), 4828 nucleotides long. RefSeq names its product zinc fingers and homeoboxes 3b (gene zhx3b). Gene Ontology annotation, molecular function: DNA-binding transcription factor activity, RNA polymerase II-specific; DNA binding. Gene Ontology annotation, biological process: regulation of transcription by RNA polymerase II. Bases 367 to 3615 code for a protein of 1082 amino acids. The record is from RefSeq and is a predicted model, not a curated record. Lineage: Eukaryota; Metazoa; Chordata; Actinopteri; Cypriniformes; Xenocyprididae. Gene Ontology annotation, cellular component: nucleus. The transcript has 3 exons.